Messenger RNA from Toxotes jaculatrix (banded archerfish), 2315 nucleotides. RefSeq names its product sodium channel, voltage-gated, type III, beta (gene scn3b). The coding region runs from base 689 to 1288 and encodes 199 amino acids. The record is from RefSeq and is a predicted model, not a curated record. Gene Ontology annotation, cellular component: voltage-gated sodium channel complex. Gene Ontology annotation, molecular function: sodium channel regulator activity. Lineage: Eukaryota; Metazoa; Chordata; Actinopteri; Toxotidae. Gene Ontology annotation, biological process: sodium ion transport; regulation of heart rate by cardiac conduction; ventricular cardiac muscle cell action potential. The transcript has 5 exons.
GGAAAUGUCAUCAGUCAUCCUUAAUGGAGGAAACAGACUUUAGGCAAUCAAUAGUGUUAUUCUUUGAGGGCUGAAAUAGUCGAAUUGUUAUCGUUGUUUUUGCUCUUUGUGUGCGGACAAGACUCCAGAGCUCGUAACAGUAAGUGACUAAAUCGGCUAUUGAGAAUCCACAGGUUCCUCCUCUUCGCCUUUCUCUCCCCCCUUCCUCUCUUUCUUCUGUGUUUCUGGAUGGAUCUGGACUGAAUGACAGCCUUUGUGGGCGAAGGAACUGUUGCAUCACCCCAGUAGCUGUCACACAUCACGGACUUGUUUAUUUCACCGAGUGGAGGAAAUAAUGAAGUUAGGUCUCUCUAGAUAGAUGAGGACUUGCGAGCCAGGGGCUGGUGGAAGACUUAAAUUCAUAGAUGAGAGCGUAAAGAUUUCACAGCAUCGUCUCUACAACCCUUUUAUACCCUUUGUAGUUCAUGCAUUUUAGCUGACAGUUGGGUUUGGAUUUUCAGUCGCGAGGAGGGGAAGUUACCUGCGCGCUCAUCUGCCGAGGAGAGGCGCUGUCCGUGGUUCUGAAGUCAUUUCAACAACAACUCUUAUCCCACUCCUGGCCUACUGCGAAGACAACUUAAGGGUUCCUCCAAAAAGCAGCAGUUAGAGGGACACUGUCCACCAGCUGCUGCUGCAGAAACAGCUUAAUAUGGUAACUCAGGCCAGGGGUCACCUGCACACUUUGAUACUUUUGACUUUUGUCGUCCACCUGAGCCAGCCAGUAUGUGUCGAUGUCCCAUCGGCGACAGAAGCAGUCCUUGGGAAAUCCAUGAUGUUGACCUGCAUUUCCUGUUUGAAGAGGGAGGAGGUCAAAGCAAAGACACUUGUCAAUUGGUACUACAGGCCAAAAAGCGAUGAUACACAGAAAACUCAGAUAUACAAGUAUGAGAAUAUGACUCCAAUAGAACUCGAUGGACCAUUUAAGGGCCGUGUGACCUGGAAUGGGAGCCAGGACUUACAAGAUGUCUCCAUUGAAAUCCUUAACGUCACCUAUAACGACAGUGGUAUCUAUGAGUGCCACGUGCGUCGCGAGUUUGAGUUUAGCUUCUUCACUCCCUCUGUGUCCAUCAUGAAGAACAUCACGCUGACCGUGAAAGAGAAAGCCAGUGAUGACACCACAGCGCUCUACUCUGAAAUCAUGAUGUAUGUGCUGCUGGUGUUCUUGACCUUCUGGCUGCUUGUAGAAAUGGUCUACUGCUACAGGAAGAUCUCCAAGUCUGAUGAGCAGGCGCAGGACACAGCGUAUUGACCAAUCACAAUGGGACUUCAGUGUCCUGUGACAGAAACAGGCAUAGAUUCCACAACCUUAUCUGUGCCGCUAUGGAGGUAUCGUUUCUCCCAAACAGCCAUGGGAAUCCUGCCAACUGACUUCCCCUGUGUGUCGACUGUGUCUUGUGAAGAGCCAGUCAAAAAUGUCCAAGUGCUCAAUUAUUCUCCUCCUCUUCAUCUCAUCUUUUUUUUUUAUACCUUUGUGCCAGGCAUCUUGAAAUCAAGUGCUUUCACAAAUACAGCAGGUUAAAGAACAAAAAUGUCAGUGUCUUGCACUUAUUAUCAAAUAAAUACCAGCCAUGCUUCAAUUGAAUCUGCCAGUGUGUAGAGUUAAUAAACAUUUUCUUUGUGGUUUGUGGAGCCUAUGUGAUUUAUAACCUGUAUAAACAGAUAUGAUCCAGUGAAAGAACCUGCCCUACUGCUGUCAAGGCUGUUAUACUGACUCUGUAGUACUUGUUGAAUUUGUUUUGUUUUAUUACUAUUUUGUAGACCACGCUGAGACUUUGGGUCACAGUUUUAUUUGUACUGGCGAAUAUCUUUUUGAUGUCUUUUUAAGGAAAAUGGAUUGCAUAGCUUUUAUACUGUGUGGAUGUGCAUUUCUCCCUGUUUUUUGCUAUAUGCAUCAGUGUAAAGAAAAUAUUUAAAACACAGAAAACAUAUUGUCAUACUAUUUCAGCUUAUCGGAAUUCAUCUAGAGGUCUCUCCUAUACUCUCCUCUGUGUAAAUCUUUAAUCCAUGUUCAGCACCAACAUCAAAGUACAUUCAGUAGGUUAAGUCUCACUGCAUACAGUUACUCUAAAAUGUAUUCUUGGGCUUUGACUGUUGCUGAUGUUUCACCGUAGCAGUGCUAUUGAGACUAAAUGUGUGCCUAUUUCUAUAGUACAACACUGUAGAAAUUUAUAUAUUUUGUGAUUCAGUCAUACCACGCUGUUUUUUGUCUAUUACAGAUAUGACAUCUCCUGUGUGAGUGAGCUGCUUUUGAACUAUUAAAUACAAUGCAUUCCACA